AUGGUCAAGUUCUCGCUCGCUGCUGCCGUGCCCCUCGCACUCGCAGCCGUUGCUGCCGCCAAACCCGACUUUGAGCGCCGCCAGGCCGCCUCGGGCUCGGGCACGCGCUCGUCGGCGUCGGGCACCGCAUCCGCCGCUGGCGCUGCUGCUCCUACGUCCACCUUCACCGGCACGCUUCCAGCCUCCGUCUCGUCGCUUCUCGCCGGCGUCUCGUCGGGCCCGGGCGUCACCACCUCCACCACCUCGCUCUUCACCACCUAUGCCGCCGGUGCCAAGAACCCGCAGGUGACCGGCGCUCCCGGUCUGCCGGACGUCAACACCAUCGCGCCUUCGAGCUUCCCUGCGCUCGACGUCAUUCCCCCGACCGACUCGGCGCAGGUGCAGAGGUGGAUCUCGCAGAUCGACUGGUCCAAGGUGCCCAACGUCACCACCACCGUCGACUCGGCCUCGUGCAGCGGCAACCCCACCAACCUCGCACAGGCCGGCGCCAACGGCAACUGCUGGUGGACGUGCGGCCAGUGCACGCGUUCCACCGACAUCACCACCUGCCCCGACGUCAACACCUGGGGUCUCUCGUACGACGACGGCCCGUCGCCCUACACGCCCACUCUGCUCCAGUACCUCAACCAGAACAACCUCAAAUCGACCUUCUUCGUGGUGGGCUCUCGCGUGAUUUCGCGUCCUCAGAUGCUCCAGACCGAGUUCCAGCAAGGCCACCAGAUCUCGGUGCACACCUGGUCGCACCACGCGCUCACCACGCUCACCAACGAGCAGAUCGUCGCCGAGCUUGGCUGGAGCAAGGAGGUGAUCCGCUCGGUCAUCGGCGUCACGCCCAACACCAUGCGCCCUCCCUACGGCGACAUUGACGACCGUGUGCGUGCCAUCUCGCUCCAGAUGGGCCUCACGCCGAUCAUCUGGACCACUCCCCCCGGCGGCAACCCGUACGACACCAACGACUGGAAGAUCGCCGCCGGCGUCGUCUCGCCCGCCGAGGUGGUGUACAACUUUGAGUCGAUCAUCAAGAACGCCUCGUCGCUCUCCACCGGCUACAUUGUGCUUGCGCACGACCUCUACCAGCAGGCCGUCGACAUUGCCGUCAACAUUGUGCUGCCUGCCGCGCAGCAGAUGAGCCCCAAGCAGAACCUCAUGCCAAUUGUGCAGUGCCUCAAGAAGCCCGCCUCGGACGCCUACGUUGAGACGUACGCCAACAGCUCGGGUUCGCUGCCUAACGAGGUAGGCACUUCGGGCACCCACUCACUCACCGCCACCCAGGCUGCUGCCGGCUCGCUCGCCACCGCCACUGGCGGCAGCUCGGGCUCGGGCUCGGGCUCGGGCUCCUCGGGCGCGUCGAUGGGUUCGGUCCCCUCGUUCGUGCUGCCGACCGCUGUGCUCGGUCUGGUGAUGCUCAGCUUUGGCCUGCUCGUCUAA
This is a messenger RNA of Moesziomyces antarcticus, 1428 nucleotides long. Its product is annotated as chitin deacetylase. The transcript has a single exon. Bases 1 to 1428 code for a protein of 475 amino acids. Gene Ontology annotation, cellular component: membrane. The record is from RefSeq and is a predicted model, not a curated record. Gene Ontology annotation, biological process: carbohydrate metabolic process. NCBI's taxonomy places the organism in Eukaryota, Fungi, Basidiomycota, Ustilaginomycetes, Ustilaginales, Ustilaginaceae. Gene Ontology annotation, molecular function: chitin deacetylase activity.